Chlamydomonas reinhardtii is the source of this 3611-nucleotide messenger RNA. RefSeq lists its product as uncharacterized. NCBI's taxonomy places the organism in Eukaryota, Viridiplantae, Chlorophyta, Chlorophyceae, Chlamydomonadales, Chlamydomonadaceae. Gene Ontology annotation, biological process: mismatch repair. The transcript is spliced from 18 exons. The coding region runs from base 143 to 3181 and encodes 1012 amino acids. The record is from RefSeq and is a predicted model, not a curated record. Gene Ontology annotation, molecular function: mismatched DNA binding; ATP binding; ATP-dependent DNA damage sensor activity.
CCAAAAGCUUGAUAAAAUAGACAUGACGCAGCGUAUGUGGGGCUGCCUACCUGCCACGCAGUGUGCGUGCUCGUGUGGGCCAAGCAGCUCAAGCAGACCCGUGGUUUGCGCUUCCAAUGCAACAAUUCGUUUGAAAGUUGCGAUGCGGACUGUUCGAGAUAGGCACAGCUCCAGGUCGCGAAGAGAUGCUUUCUUGCCACACAAUUGUUGCCGACCACGACCGAUUAGGACGACCCGGUGUGCAGCGACAUCGUCACCUGAUACUGCAGUUAGCAGCCGAGCCAAUGGAGCAGACUGGGCCGACGCGCUGGAGGACGAUGCCACCGUGGAGGUCGACGAGCAUUGGGCAGCGGCUGAGCACGAGUCGCUUGCCAUCCUGGAGUGGCCAGCAGUGUGCAAGCAGGUGGCCUGCUUUUGCGGCACCAGCGUGGCCGCGGACCUGGUGGCUGGGGGCGGCCUGCCGCGGGGCCGCAGCCGCGAGGACAGCGAGCUUCUGCUGCAGCAGACACAGGAGGCGCUGGAGGCCGGCCUGGAGGUGGGCGGCUUGUUUGACAUCCGCCCGGCAGCGGAGGCGGCGGCGGGGGGCGUGUGCCUGACUGGCAAGCAGCUGGAGGGCGUGGCGUCAACCCUUGAGGCGGCGUUUGAGCUCAAGGAGCGGGUGACGGUCCCCGCCCAGGGGCCGCAGCAGCAGCAGCAGCAAGGUGGGCUGCGAUACCCCUCGCUUGCGGCCCUGGCGGCGUCCAUUACGGAUGAGGAGCGCACCCUGCUCCGCGCCAUCCGCGGCUGCAUCCAGUACGGCGGCGUGUCGGACGCGGCCAGUGAGGCGCUGGCGGCGGUGCGGGCGGAGCGCCAGGCCAACAAGGAGCGCCUGCGGGCCGAGGUGGAGGGCUGGGCGCGGCAGCUGCAGCAGAAGGGCGCGGCAGAGGCGGGCGCCGUGUCGCUCAUCCGCGGGCGCUUCUGCAUAGGCGUGCGGGCAGGCCGGCAGGGCGAGCUGCCCAAGGGCAGUGUGCGGCUGGGCCAGAGCAGCACCGGCGCCACGCUGUACCUGGAGCCCAAGCCGGCCGUGGAGCUGAACAAUGCGGAGGCGCUGCUGGCGGAGCGCGAGGAGGGCGAGGUGGUGCGCGUGCUUAGCAUGCUGUCCACGCUGCUCGCCAAGCGCGCGCCACAGCUGAUGCGCCUGGUGGACUGCGUCACGGCACUGGAUGUGGUGGCGGCACGGGCCAAGCACGCGCGGUGGCUUUCGGGCGUGCGGCCCGCCUUCACAGCUGACCCCAGCGAGUCGCCCUUUUGGGUGCCGGGUGCGCUGCACCCGGUGCUGAUGCAGCGUGGACUGCCGCCGCUGCCGCAGCCCCCCUCGGUGGACGACAACCGUUUUGACCGGGACUUCCAAGCCGCACCCGCAUGGGAGCUGCGCCGCGUGCUCACGCCUGAUGGCCCUCGCCCUGGCGAGCUGGCAGACGGCUCCGCGGCGGGCAGGGGCAGCGGCGGUGGUGCCGUGGACGACCGGGCGGCGUUGCUGCCUCGGCCACUGGACCUGCGGGUGCCGUCCAGCCGUGCCGUGGUGGCCAUUACUGGCCCCAACACCGGCGGCAAGACCGUGACGCUCAAGACGGCAGGGCUCAUGACGCUCAUGGCGCAGGCGGGUCUAUUCUUGCCCUGCGACCCCACAGCGCGGGCCGAGGCUGCGGCGGCGGCGGCGGGCACACCUCGGCUGGCCUGGUUUGACCGGGUGCUGGCGGAUAUUGGUGACGCCCAGAGCCUGCAGCAGAACCUGUCCACCUUUAGUGGCCACAUCCGCCGUAUCAAGCAGAUCCUGGCAGUGGCGGGCCCGCGCUCGCUGGUGCUGCUGGACGAGGUGGGCAGCGGCACGGACCCGCUGGAGGGCGCGGCGUUGGCCCGCGCCGUGCUGGACCGACUGGCGGAGCAGGCGCAUCUGACGCUGGCCACCACGCACCACGCCGAGCUGAAGCGCGCCUCAGAGGAGGACGGCCGCUACGUCAACGUGAGCAUGGCCUUCGACACCGCCACGCUGCGGCCCACCUACCGCUUGUGCUGGGGCGCGGCGGGCGCCAGCAACGCCUUGGAUAUCGCCGAGACGCUUGGCUUUGAUCGGGCGGUGGUGCUGGAGGCGCGCAAGAUGGCGGCCAUGAUGGCGGCGUCGGCAUCGGCAGCCGCCGCAACAGCGGAAGGAGGCAGCAGCGGCGAGGGCCGUGAGAGCCACAUUGCGGGCGUGGCGCGAAGCCUGGUGCAGCAGAUUGAGGACACGCGACAGGAGCUUGAGGGGCAGCGCGCACUUAGGGAGCGCCACAGCCGCAACCAAGCCACGCUGUCGGAGGCGCUGGUGCAGGUGCGGGAGCUGGAGGCAGCGCUGCUCGAGGCGCCGCCGGAGAUCGUGCGCGAGCGCGACGGCCAUGCGGUGCGGGUUCAGGCGGCGCUGGAGGCGUUUGCGGCGGGGUCGCAGCCGCAGGACGCAGUGGAGGAGCAGCUGCGGGAAAUUGAGUCGCUCAUCCCGGCUGAGGUGGCAGCGCUGCGCGGGCGCGGCUACGUGGGCGAUGAUGACGACGAGGAGUUGCUGCGGCCGGGUGAUUCGGUGUACGUGCGGUCCAGAGGUGACAUGGGCGACGCGCGCGUGGUGUCCGUCAAAGGUGACAUGGUGACGGUGAAGUUUGAGACAAGCGUGCUGUUUGGCGGCGGCCGGGACGGCGGUCGCGGCGUUAAGCUCAAUAAACGCGAGGUAAAGAAGGUGACCAAGGGCCGGUCCAUGCCGACCCUGGGCGAGCGGUGGGAGGUGGAGGGCUUCCAGUCAGUCAUGGACGACAUGGCGCGGGUGCUAGGCGAGACGGCAGAGCAGGAGCGCCGCGCGGCAGAAGCUGCGGCAAGGCGGCGCGAGCAGCGCGCGCGCGCCGAGUUGGAGCAGCUUGCGGCGGAGGCGGGCCAGGCCUCGUGGGCGGACCUGUAUGAGCAGCUGGAGGUGCAGGAGCUGGAGGAGGACCUGGAGCUGGCGGAAGGUGCCGACUUCGGCAACGAGGAGCUCAGUGCGUUAGCGGCAGUGCUGCAGGAAGCUGAAGAGGAGGAUAGUGAUAAUGCGGUGGCUGAGCAAGGGCGCGGGCCAUUUGCGCCGGCGCGGGCGCGCCUGAGGCGGGGCAAUGGGGUGGGGAUGGGACGAGGACGGGGCGAGUAGAGAACUGUAGGCGGCGGCCACAGUUGGCGCAUGUGAUUUCAUUAUGUGCCCGCCAUCGUUACAUUCAUAAUAUCAUGCGCGUGGGUUUACAUGAAGGGGUUGGGUGGCCCCUGGGUGGCCCGUCCUUGUCUACCGCAGCCGACGAGUGUGGAGGCGCCGAGAAGGGGAGGCGGGCUACAUGUCGUCCCACAUGUAACCUCUAUCAGAUAGAGAGAAGACGCGGCGGGCCGCGGAGCAGGAGCAGCAGGCGCCAGCUGCCAAGUGGCGGGAGCUGAAGGGGUAGCGGGGUGGACGAGUGGCGGAGUGGUGCACGUGGCGUGGGGCAGGUGGAGUGGGGGAGGUGGACGAGUCAGAGUCAGGAUCAGGGUCAGAGUGCAGGGUCAGGGUUUAGGUUUGAGGUUUAGCAGGGUAAGUGUAAGGCACCAGUCAG